Messenger RNA from Callorhinchus milii (elephant shark), 3554 nucleotides. It is a transcript of the gene ippk, whose product is annotated as inositol 1,3,4,5,6-pentakisphosphate 2-kinase. The record is from RefSeq and is a predicted model, not a curated record. Lineage: Eukaryota; Metazoa; Chordata; Chondrichthyes; Chimaeriformes; Callorhinchidae. Gene Ontology annotation, biological process: inositol phosphate biosynthetic process. Bases 202 to 1683 code for a protein of 493 amino acids. Gene Ontology annotation, cellular component: nucleus. Gene Ontology annotation, molecular function: inositol-1,3,4,5,6-pentakisphosphate 2-kinase activity; ATP binding. The transcript has 13 exons.
CGGGCUCUGAUGCCCGGGGCAGUAGAGUUCGGUUGUACCGCGUGUCUCACGAGCGGCGGGGAGUGAGCGCGAGACGAACGCCGGCAUCAGGCGGGAGGGAGGAAAGGCCGGGACCGGGCAAGACAGACAGAGAGAGAGAGAGAGAGAGGGGCCCCGGGAGCAGUGAGAGGCCCCGGGAGUGGGCUGGAGGCCGCGGCAGGGAUGGAAGGAAAGGAGCCGGAGGAGGACGAGUGGAAGUAUCACGGGGAAGGAAACCGCAGCCUUGUGGUGUCGCACGUUCAGCAUUGCCAGGUCCUGCGGUUCCUGAAGUUCCCUGCUGAACUUGCACAACCAAACAAGGCAUUGGAAGAAGUUCCUCGGCGUCUGAAUAACAUUGUGGACUUCAGUAAACAUGUGAUGAAGCCUUUAUUGGGAGAGAACUUUGUGCAACCCGGGGAGGUUAUUCAGCUGCCUCUGGACUUUGUUUGCCAACUGGCUUUGAAGAUCAAACCAGAAAGACCAGGGUCACGCUGUAAUAAGGUGAUGGACACGUUUAGUGGCUACACCUUGUGUCUCCCAGAUCUAACCAAGUUCCAAAGCUGCCAACGGAUUGAGAGACGGCCUCCACUCUGCAUAGAAAUCAAGCCCAAAUGUGGAUUUAUUCCUUUCUCCAGCCAUGUUACCAAGGAGAUAAAGCAGAGAGUGUGUCGCUAUUGUAUGCACCAGCACCUCAAGGUGGCCAAUGGAAAAUGGAAACGGAUUAGCAAAUACUGUCCCCUUGAUCUAUUCUCGGGGAACAAGCAAAGAAUGUACUUUGCCUUGAAAAGUCUGUUACAGGAGGCGCAGAACAACCUCAAGAUCUUUAAGAACGGAGAGUUAAUAUUUGGCUGCAAAGAUGACCAGGAUUGCCUGAUGGAUUUGAAUGAACUUGCUAACCACCUGAAAGCCUAUUUCUUCCCUGCCAAUGGUGUGGUUAGUGGCCCACAGUGCACAAGGACUGUGAUCAAAGAACUAAUCCAUGUAAUCAGCAUGGCUUUGCUCAGCAAUCCCAAGGCACCGACAGGUGCCGUGAAACGGAACCGUGACUCGGAGAAAAGGAGCUACUGUGAAGCGAGUCACGUCCCCAGGGAAGCGCUGAGAAAUGGUAUUCACUCACUGGAGAAUUCCGAUUUGCCAAGAGACAGUGUUCUGUGGCGGAUCCUGCAGGUGCAGAUGUUAGAUAUGCUGGAUAUUGACGGAGUUUAUCCCCUGUACCAGAGAGUGCAGCAGCACCUGGAGACUUCUCCAAAAGACAGAAUCCGAUUACAUUUAGAUGGCCCUUAUGAUGAAGACUUCUAUGAAAGUCUGUCAGAUCUGCGUUCUGAGGAUGAUGGGACUGUGGAGUACGCAGCUCGAAAGAUUCACCAAUACAGGGUGGCUAUGACGGCAAAGGACUGUUCCAUCAUGAUCGCCCUUUCCCCUUAUCCUGUGGAGGAAGGGCAUGAGCCCAGCAACGAAAUCCAGACAUCCAGGGCCUGCUUUGUAUUUUCUGUCUCUAUCCUAGAUUUGGAUCCCAAACCUUACGAAAACAUUGCACAUCAAUACAACCUGGAUGGAAAGAUAAUAAACUAUUACGUGCAGAAGACAAAGACCAAAAUGGCUGCCACAUCUCCAAGCUUCCCAAUAGAGAAUGAAGACUGUACCUUGUAUUUCCACUCGGUGUGAACUGCAGGAUGUUGGCAUUUCCUGAGUUGAGUGGAAUGACUGCAAGAGGCUGUGGAGCAGAGCACCCACUUUACACAUUGUGUGGCCAGAGUGUUAAACACCCAGUCUGUUUGUUGGGGGAGGAGAAAGAUUUUUAAAUUGUAUAUUUUUGAAAAGCUGUAAUGGAUUGGACAACUUAUUUAAAUAUUUGCCUUUCGCCAACAAAAAUAGCACUAAAAGCAUUUCUGAAAAAUCAAGUCACUUACAACGUUUAGAAAUCCUAAAGCACAAGGUGUGUGAGGUUUCAGUUCAGUUUGUGGUAACACACGCCCUAGAGUGCUUUAUAACUUAUUGUGCAGGUGAUGGUGGGUGAGAGUUGAGCUUAAAUAAAGGCUUCAGUUCCUUCAGUUCCCGAGCACUGAAACUCGCAGAGGCGGUGGAUAUAGUCUAGUAACCCCAUAAUGAAGGAAACUUUCACAUAUUUUAGUUUUUGCUGCAUCUUAUUUUGAGAUUAUUAGUGUGAAGUUUAGGGCUGAAUAAAAGGUCAGAAUUAAUAUUUUUAAAAUCGUUACUUAAAGCUUUGGCUCAUCACUGAAAUUGCUGCUAAACAACCACUUUGCCUCUAUGUGGCUUCAGUUUAUGCCAAUUACUCUACUGGGAGCGGCUGCUGCCAGUUGCAAAGCAUUACCAUACCAAUUCUUGUUUUAACCUUGCAUGGUGUGCAGAAUUUGGUGCUCAGAUGGAAACCAACUUUCAGGGUAUUUAACUUAUAAAUUUUAGAUUUGUGCCAAGAUUUUACCUGUUAUAAACUAGAGUAAAAGCUAACUGCAGGUAAAAGUGGAGAAGUUCCCGCUUGUCCAGCUAGGACCACUCUACCUACUAGGGCUUCAGCUUGCAGGGUUGACAGGAGCUGAGUGGGAGGAUUCCCUACACUCAGUGACUGUCUUUGCAAGUCGUGCCGUUGGGCCAGCGGGGCUGUGCUGGACACACAGCAGAGCAUCCUGGAGUACUGCAGACCUGUCUGAUUCAGGAACUGACAUUUCGUUGCCAAACACGUUACUUUGGAUCCAGUGCAGCCACGGGAGACCCUGCUUACUGCCCCCCCCUCUCCCUCGGAGGAGAUGGAGAAGUUUGGUAGUGUAAACACAGGUACAGCUUUAAUAUCCCUUCCUAGUGGAUUAUAAUAACUCAGAUUGUUUUAUUGGGCAUGAAAAUGGAAUCUUUAUAAUGGGAGUUGGAGGUAGGGACUCCUGCUACGCCACUAACGCAGAGAAUGCCCUCUGCAAACAUUGUGUUAAGAGAGCUUCUUGCUGGUAGGAAAUCGGUUGCUGUCAGUGGUGAAAACAGAAGCCGCUGGGAACACGCAGCAGGUCAGGCAGUAUCCAUAAAGAGAGGAAAAUGGGUUAACGUUUCAGGUCUAUGACCUUUCUGACAAAUCUGCUUGCGAUUUUCUUCCUGACAUGACUUCCCCCAAUCCAUCAUCGAGUGAUUUGGGGUGGAAAGGGAUCAGCCUCACAGGUGGCCUCUGUAGAUUUCCGGCUGGUGUUGAGUGGUUUUGUGAGGUGGGGUCUUUGGCUGAGGAGAGGCUGAAGAGAUGAGAAUUGCCAUCACUUCUCUCAGUGGUUGAUGUGAUUAACUGGAAGUAGAAUAGUUUCACUGACCAAGCAUAAGUGUUGGUUUUCAAAUCUGAGCUUUGAAAGAAUAUUUUUUACGUUGGUUUUAUUCAUUUUUAGUUUUAAAUGUUUUCAGUUCUAAAUCCAGCUAAAGAGUAGUGAGCUAAUGGUUGUGACAUCAUCUGGUGCUGGUCAGUGGUCAGAAAACACCUCUUUCUUGGUUACUGAACACCUGUUGCCAGUUGUUUUAUGUGGAUAACUUACACCAGAGACUGACAU